GACCGCCUCCGCGGGGUGGAAUGGGCGCCGCUCCUGAGCACCCUCUGCCCCUGAUCUGUAUCCAGAGUUUCUUCCAGCCACGGCUUGGCGAGACAGGUUGUGACAGAAAUAAAGUUUACAGAAGUCGUGUUCCUGCGAUAAGAAAUAAAGAUGUGACCUUGCAGUUGUGUAAAGCUCUUAAAAGCUGUGUAAGUGUGUCGGGCGCGCUAAGGAACCUGGAGCUAAAUGGGCUAGUUCUUAGAGAGAGCGACUUAACUAUGUUAACAAAGGGAUUGAAUAAAUCGGCCACUUUGGUGCACCUGUGUCUUGCGAAUUGUCCACUUGGAGACGGAGGUUUAGAAAUUAUUUGUCAAGGCGUAAAGAACUCUACCACUCUUAAGACAGUAAACUUCACGGGGUGUAAUCUGACAUGGCAGGGAGCAGAUCACAUGGCCAAGAUCUUAAAGUAUCAGACUACCAGAAGGCAUGAAGAAACCUGGGCUGAGAGUCUUCGUUCCAGGAGACCUGAUCUUGACUGUAUGGCUGGUUUGAGGCGCAUCACUCUGAACUGCAACACGCUCAUUGGUGACCUGGGUACAAGUGCUUUUGCAGAAUCUCUUAGUGAGGAUUUGUGGCUUGGAGCACUUGACCUGCAGCAGUGUGGCCUCACCAGUGAAGGAGCAAAGGCUUUACUAAAGGCCCUUGAAAGCAACAGAACUCUGGUUGUUUUGGAUAUAAGAAAAAAUCCACUUGUUGAUCAUUCUGUGACGAAAGCAUUUAUCAAAAAAGUUCUCCAUGGAAGGAGUGCCAAGUCAGAGUACCAGUGGAUAACUUCUCCAUCGGUGAAGGAACCAUCCAAAACUGCUAGACAGAAAAAGAGAACUAUAAUUAUAGGAAGUAGUCGAAAAGGAAAAGAUACUAUUAGAAUUAGCUUGGCCGCAAAGAAACCUGUAAGUAAUGGAAGGAAACACUCUGCUGGUAAAGAAUGUUAUGCUCCUGAACCUCUACCACCUGGUGUGUCUGGUUUCCUGCCGUGGCGUACUGGACGUGCAAAAAGGAACAGGGGCUUUCCAUUCAUCAAAGUUCGUGAUGUAUAUAAUAAGUUGCAGGUAUGUCCAUCAGAAUUUCCUGUGACUGUGAGAGUAGAGAGUCCUUCCUCCUCAGAAAUCGAAGAGGUCGAAGAUUCCUCAGAAAGUGUUCAGGAAGAGCCAGAGAAAAUCAGUUUGAAACAAGAAGCAUUGCAGGAAAAACUGGAGGAGUGCCUAAAGCAGUUAAAGGAGAAAAGAGUAAUAAGACUGAAGGCUGAUAAACGAGUCAGUGAGCUGGAACAUGAAAAUGCCCAGUUAAGAAAUAUAAAUUUCUCUUUGUCUGAAGCCCUUCAUGCCCACUCAUUGACAAGCAUGAUCCUGGAUGAUGAAGGUGUUCUGGGCAGCACUGAGAAUUCUUUUCAGAAGUUCCAUGCUUCCUUGGAUCUCCUUAAAGGUGCCAGGCUUGGUCAGCUGGCCACAAUGGCUGGUAUAGAUCAGUCAUAUUUUCAUUUACUAGGUCAUCCCCAGAUGAAUUCUACUGUUAGUAGUCCACCUGAGGAAGAAAAGAAGGCACUUGAAGAAAAAAAAUCAGAAUCAAAGCAGGGUGCCCCAGGACAAAUGCAAAAUAUCCAUGUCCCAGUCUCUACUCAGGAGGCCUUAGAAACUUCCAAAGACAACCUGGGGGUCCCAGUCACAGAGCAGUGGCAGGAGUCUUUUGAAGAUUUCAUUGCUAGAACAUGUUCUCCUUCAGCAGAUGUCAUUUCUGGAACUGGAAGUCAAAGAAAAGAAGAGGAAUUAUCUAGAAAUAGCAGGUCUUCUUCAGAGAAAAUGAGCAAAGCAGGUGAAUAUACCAAAAAAUACUCUGCUAAGAAACAACCUGGGGAGGACAUGCAUCCCUGCUCUGACUCACCUGUAAAGCAGAAAAGCAAAGGAAUUGGGCAAAAUAAUUCUUUGGUUAAUAAACCAAUUAAAAGUGAGUCUUCGAAAAAACACAUUUCUGUUAAAGAGAGUAGAAUAGUGACUGUUUCAUCAAAGACAACUAAAAGUAAACUCAGUCUACUAGAACAUUCUGAAAGUGAUACUCUUGGAUCUGAUUGUGAAUUUUAAGAAAGCAUCCAUACUGUAUCACACCUAACAUAG
Messenger RNA from Balaenoptera ricei (Rice's whale), 2147 nucleotides. Its product is annotated as centrosomal protein of 78 kDa-like. Lineage: Eukaryota; Metazoa; Chordata; Mammalia; Artiodactyla; Balaenopteridae. The record is from RefSeq and is a predicted model, not a curated record. Gene Ontology annotation, cellular component: centrosome. Gene Ontology annotation, molecular function: protein binding.